UUCCUGUAUGUGGCCGACAUAAGGUUUCCCUCCGUGAUAUCGGCAGGAGGAGAUGGCCGCCUAGAGUUCCCGACGUCGUAGCCCAAGGGACGCUGUGACCCACAGAGGAUAUGUCGGAGCGGGGAUGCCUCGACUGGGAGACAGCCCUGUAGUCGCUGGUGCUCAGUAUUGCUACCUCCUCUGCAUACCAGACAAAGUUUCAGGUCUAACUAGCAGUAACACAUAUAUGGAUGGUGGGGUCGCAGUAUGCCCACUCCUUCAACUACCUACACACCACAGGCUGGAGGGAGAAGCAGCACCGGGGGAGUGGAGGGGGACCACACGCUGGCCACCUUCAUCUCCCAUCUCAGCUCCUCAUUCAGAUUCGUCCCAGCCUUCUGCCUGGGCGUGGUGGCAGCAGUAGUAUUCCAGCUGGUGUGGGGCGGCCUCACCCUCACAUCCUUCUUUCUGAAGCUUUUUAUUUAUGUGUCAUUUGCCCUGCUAUGUUUCCUGGCUGGAAGCUUUGUCCUGCUAAUAAGGAAGAGUCCUCUCAAAGUUAGCUGCUUCGACAGAACGCGAAGGCACUCGGCUGCACAGCAGGACUUCUUCAACAAACUGAUGGCUCGUUUUGCUGCACCUCGGCAAGAAUUAAGCCAAAACAGGAGGGUGGUGGUGUCACAUAAUGUGGACAAAGCCCUAAAGGAAGUUUUGGACUAUGCCUACAGAGACUACAUCCUGUCCUGGUACAUUCCCCUGAGUUAUGACAAGGGCCAGUUAUACUCCAUGCUGUCUGAAGACUGGUGGCAAAUGAUCAGCCAAUUGAGAUCCCGGCUGGCUGAGAUCGACCUUGUCAAUGUUGUGUGUUACGACAGCAUCCGAAUUCUGCACACUCACUUCACAGACCUCAAGGCUGCAUCUGCAAGACCAGACGAGUGUGCCCGCCCAUUUCCUCUUCACCCAUGUCUGGUCAAUCCUGACUCUGAGCUGGCCUUCCUCCGCUGUGUUGCAAGAAUAUUGCUGCUGUGUCUGCUGCCAAAAAAGGAUGCCAAGUCUCACACACUACGCUGCUGCCUCACAGAAGUUAUCACAACAAAAGUGUUGAAGCCUUUGGUGGAAGUGCUCAGUGAUCCAGACUCCAUCAACAGGAUGCUGCUGUCUCAGCUGGAGCAGAGGGAGCAGCAGGCUGAGCAGCAGAAGAAAGCUUACACCUACGCUGCCUCCUAUGAAGACUUUAUCAAGCUGAUUUCAACUUCCACAGAUGUCAAUUUCCUCAAACAACUCAGGUAUCAGAUAGUGGUAGAGAUCAUUCAUGCCACAACUAUCAGCAGUUUGCCUCAGCUCAAGAAACAAAAAGAGCGCAAAGGUAAAGAGUCUGCGGCGAUGAAGGCAGACUUGCUGAGGGCCCGAGAUAUGAAACGAUAUAUCAAUCAACUAACCGUUGCUAAGAAACAAUGUGAAAAACGGAUCCGUCUUCUUGGAGGACCAAACUAUGAAAACAAUGAGGACGGAAGUGUGGAUGAUGGAGAGGAGCCUCAAAGUCAAAAGAUUCUCCAGUUUGAUGACAUCAUGUCUAAUCCAAGUUACAGGGAGCACUUCAGAGUAUACAUGGAGAGAGUUGAUAAGAGAGCUCUGAUAAGCUUCUGGGAGCUGGUGGAAACCCUCAAAACGGCCAACAAGAAUGAGGUGCCACAAAUUGUUGGCGAAAUCUACCAGAAGUUCUUUGUGGAGAGCAGGGAGAUUCCUGUGGAGAAGGUACUCCUGAAGGAAAUCCAGCAGAGCCUGGUGGGGAACAGAGGAACUCAAGUCUUUGUGAGACUACAAGAGCAGGUUGCGGAGACAAUGAGAGAGCGUUGCUACCCUUCCUUCCUGGUUUCUGACCUCUAUGAGAAGCUGAUCCGACGGGAGGAGCAGCAGAGCCAAUCUCAGUGUAGCACAGAGGGGAAGGAAGAGGGAUGUCAAGGACUGGAUGCAGGUGAAGAGGUGUGUGAUGAAGGUACGAAAGGAAUCAACGAGCAGGCCAGCUAUGCUGCAACAAAACUACGUCAGCUGUACGACAAGUUGGAGUACAAGAGACAAGCCCUGGGUUCCAUUCAGAACGCACCCAAACCUGACAAAAAGAUUGUGAGCAAACUGAAGGAUGAAAUCGGUGCCAUGGAGAAGGAACAUAGUGAACUUCAGCAACACAUCAUUAGAACUGACUGGUGGUGUGAAAACCUGGGGCACUGGAGGGCAACAGUCACUGCGGCUGAGGCAACAGAGGAGGGUGGUGAGACGGUAGCUUGCUACAGUGUUUGUGUCAGCCUGCUGGAGGGGGAGGAGACCACCAACAGUCGAUGGAGUGUCCAGAGGAAGCUCACCGAAUUCCAAAUGUUGCAUCGUAAACUGACGGAGUGUUUUCCGUCACUGAAGAAGCUCCAGCUGCCCUCACUCAGCAAACUGCCCUUCAAAUCCAUCGACCAGAAAUUUCUAGACAAGAGCAAAACUCAGCUCAAUGCCUUUCUACAGCGCCUGCUGAUGGAUGAGCGACUGUGCCAGUCUGAGGCGCUGUACGCCUUCCUCAGUCCUUCACCCGAGCACCUGAAGGUGAUGUCCAUUCAGAAGAAGUCCUCCUUCUCACUGGCCUCCUUCCUGGAGAGGCUGCCUGGAGACUUCUUCUCUCACACUGAGGAGGACGGCGACGAGGACAGUGACCUGUCUGACUACGGCGAUGAGGCGGAUGGCAGGAAGGACGCUCUUGCUGAGCCCUGCUUCAUGCUCAUAGGAGAGAUUUUUGAGCUCAGAGGAAUGUUCAAGUGGGUCCGCAAGACUUUAAUUGCACUAGUCCAGGUGACGUUUGGACGAACCAUCAACAAGCAGAUCCGAGACACCGUGAACUGGAUCUUUUCAGAGCAGAUGUUGGUCGGCUACAUCAGUGUCUUCAGGGACACCUUUUGGCCCAAUGGCACCUUGGCACCACAUCUGAAGGUCCGCACUGACAGCGAGCGCACUGAGACCAAAGAGCGGGCUCAGCAGAAGCUGCUGGACAAUAUACCAGAUGCACUAGCUAACCUGGUGGGACAACAGAACGCCCGCUAUGGAAUCGUCAAGAUCUUCAACGCUCUGCAGGAGGCUCGUGCCAACAAGCAUCUGCUCUACGUGAUGAUGGAAAUGUUACUGAAGGAGCUGUGCUCUGAACUCAGGGCUGAGGUGGACACCCUCACCUAAACCUACUGAUGACAGGGGUGUGACGGGUGUCCGCACCGUCUCUGCUGCUCUCAGUUGGCUGCCAGAGCUUCGUCGUCUCAUCUGACAAAGACUCGCUCUCCACACUUGAACAAACGGUGUCGUACUUCCUGUUCUUCAAUCGCACUAAACGAGCAGAUGUGAACCACGACUCGGUCAAAGCCCACGUCCCUGUGAAUCAUGGUGGUGGGUAGAGGUCUGUGAAGCCCUCACAGGAGGAGGAAGCUUGAUGUCUGGACUCUCCAUCGCCUCAGUGGGCCACUGAACAUUCCUCUCACACAGCAGCUGAGCAGCUUCGUGUUCCGUGAUCCUCGUCUACGGCUUUUGAUUGUGCAAUAUAACGUCCUGUAAAAGUCAUUGUGAUGAUUUUAUUUAUGAUUGUUAUCAAUAGAUUUUAUUUUUACCAAAAAUUGUUUAGAGACUUUAUAUAAGCAAUAA
Messenger RNA from Synchiropus splendidus (mandarinfish), 3639 nucleotides. RefSeq names its product sorting nexin 25 (gene snx25). The transcript is spliced from 21 exons. Gene Ontology annotation, molecular function: phosphatidylinositol binding. Gene Ontology annotation, cellular component: intracellular membrane-bounded organelle; early endosome membrane. Bases 247 to 3183 code for a protein of 978 amino acids. Lineage: Eukaryota; Metazoa; Chordata; Actinopteri; Syngnathiformes; Callionymidae. The record is from RefSeq and is a predicted model, not a curated record.